CCCUAACUCACCCCUCCUUCAACCACUUCUCUCAUUCUCUCUUUCAAUCUCCACAAAUGGCUGGCAACAAAAUUGAGAAGAGCAAGGCCAGAGAAGUCGCUGUGCGCAGCGAUGUUGAGGUUGCAUUUGUUGCAUUUUCUCCCUCAGGCCCUCUCAACGAAUUUGACAAACAAAAAGAGAUUGAAGAGUUCCGAAAUCGGUAUAUGAAUCAGCUAGAGUACAGGAUCAUGAUGAAACAUAAGUGGCACGCAGAGCAACAAUUGAUGGAGAAGUUAGACAACCUUAGCCUUAGCCACAACAACGGUGAAUCAAGCAUGGUGCACUAUAUUGAAAAGGCCCCCGACUCAGCCCGGCGAGCUCGUCUGAUCGAGGUCAAACUGCGUCAACCGGUCGAGGCCCAAAACGAGCCACAAAGAGCCCAGCCCGAUCCAGAGGGUUUAGAUCAGGAAAUAGAUAGUUGAGAAUCUUUUCGACUAUGUAUUUCCUUAUUUUUGCUUUAGAUUGGGUUUCAAUUUCUGCUUUUAGUUAUUUUAUGGCUUGGAUUGGUGGUCUUGUAUUUUGAAACUGAUUUUACUAUUUAUAUAUUAAAGAAUCAGUUUUUUGCC
Salvia splendens (bonfire salvia) is the source of this 605-nucleotide messenger RNA. RefSeq lists its product as uncharacterized. Bases 57 to 461 code for a protein of 134 amino acids. The transcript has 5 exons. The record is from RefSeq and is a predicted model, not a curated record. Lineage: Eukaryota; Viridiplantae; Streptophyta; Magnoliopsida; Lamiales; Lamiaceae. Gene Ontology annotation, molecular function: protein dimerization activity; DNA binding.